Exophiala viscosa is the source of this 1059-nucleotide messenger RNA. Its product is annotated as inositol-pentakisphosphate 2-kinase. The record is from RefSeq and is a predicted model, not a curated record. The transcript has a single exon. The coding region runs from base 1 to 1059 and encodes 352 amino acids. Gene Ontology annotation, biological process: inositol phosphate biosynthetic process. Gene Ontology annotation, cellular component: nucleus. Gene Ontology annotation, molecular function: ATP binding; inositol-1,3,4,5,6-pentakisphosphate 2-kinase activity. Lineage: Eukaryota; Fungi; Ascomycota; Eurotiomycetes; Chaetothyriales; Herpotrichiellaceae.
AUGACGACGGAACACCAAUCGUUACCAAGCCGCCCUUCGGCUCUUGGUGGUGCCAGUCUCGAACUGCAUUACCUGGCCGAAGGCGCCGCCAACAUCAUAUACAGCGUGUCGGUGACAUCGCCUGCACCACUGCAAGCGCAUUCUCACUGCUACGUUAUGCGUUUGCGCAAGGAUUUGCCCUCCACAAAACCGGCUGUUCAGACCAUGUCUGACUUCAGAGAGCGCAUAGUACCAUUGUUUGCCGGGCACGAGGCUCUACUCAUGGAGCAGGCACUGUAUGAGUUGAACCCAGAGAUGAUUGAAGCUGCGAAUCGAGAGCUGGUGGAAAUGGACAGUGUAGAUCUAUCCGCUCUGUCGAUUAACGACGUCAACGCACAAAGCAGGCCGAAUUGGAAGAUCAGGCACCAUCACAGACGGCACGUCUAUCUGCCGCCUUAUGAAGAGGAACAAUAUGGCAUCUUGAUGCCCAAUCUCCAUGGUCCAGGAAUCGAUUGGUUGGUCGAAUUCAAGCCAAAGUGGUUGGUGCAGAGUCCCAGCGCACCCAGAGAUGCACGAAACUGCCGAACUUGUGCGUUGAAUGCAAUGCGCAGAAGAACAAAAUUGCGUCAGGGUCGAGGUGAUUCCGGGUUCUGUCCAAUGGAUCUUCUCGAAUCGGGUAACAUUCUCGAGGGCGCCCUGGCUAACAUCUGGCCAAUGCAAGAAGGUGUUCAGGCAUUUGCGGCCACAUUUAAGGCAAAAGUCCAGCCUGUGUUGUCACAUCUGAAGGCGCUCCAGCAAGCGCAUAGAUCGGUGGGGUUGGAGGACUUUCAAACCCCUGCUGGGAAAGACUUUGGUUUGGCCAUGGCAUUGAGAGACUGCAGUGUUUUUCUGGUUCUGCGGAGACGGGACGAAGGCGGUGGUGUAGACUUGGUAGACGUCAAACUCGCCGAUUUGGAUCUGAAGACGACCGACGGAGGAAAGGUCCAGAAAUGGGCACGCAUGGAACAAGAGUUGCUUGAUGGUGGAUGGUAUUACAGCGCUGAAGAUUCCAAUUGCGCCUUGUCUCGUCAUAAAUCGUGA